Closterium sp. NIES-65 is the source of this 2166-nucleotide messenger RNA. NCBI's taxonomy places the organism in Eukaryota, Viridiplantae, Streptophyta, Zygnematophyceae, Desmidiales, Closteriaceae. The record is from the annotation of a GenBank genome assembly.
AUGAAACCGGUCCAGUUGCCGGACGCCACGUCAGGUUUUCUCGAGGUGCCCGAUGUUGUAGGGCAGCGGCGGAUUAGACAGCUGCUAAGCGUCGGCGAUGGGGGAGGUGGGGAGGGCGGGGAGGGUAGGGAGAUCGGGGAGGGCAGGGAGGGCGGAGAGGGCGGAGAGGGCGGGGAGGGCGGGGAGGGCGGGGAGGAGAAGGGCGGGGAGGGCGGGGCUGUGUUGGAAGGAGGGGCAGGGUUCUUGGAGCAGCAGGCAGCGGAUCAGCGGCGCCAGGAGCAGCUGCAACAGCGGGAGGAGGAAGGGUUUAGUUCUGUGCUUGAAAUGGUGGUAAGCUCAACAGUCGAAUCGUCGUCAAGCAACGUUCCUACUACCACGAGUAACGGGCCCGCUAUUAGCGAGUACAAUCUCUUCGUGGACUCCCCCGAGAUACAGCGCGAGCUGCGCGCGGUGGAGGAGCGCAGCGGAAUUCCCUGGGCCUCCCUGCCCGCCGCUUGGUGGGGCGACGCGGCGCCGUGGCCGAAACUACAAGGAGGUUUCCUCUGGGACGACGGUGGCAACCGCGAGAGCGACAAUAACGGAAGUGACAAUCACAAGAGCGGGAGAAAUAACUCGGAGGCGCUCCGGACCCCCGUCCCCGGCGAUCCCUCCCGCGCGCUCCCCGCUCCCCGUUCCCCCCGCCGAUUCCUGUUCUUCUCUCUGCGCAACGAGGCGUGCGCGGGGGUGGCGCACACGCGCACCAGCCUCGCGUGCCAGCUGUCCGUCGCGCGCGCGCUCGGUCGCACGCUGCUCGUGGACGCGUCCCAAUGCACCGCGCCCGAGCACGUGCGCGCCGCCGGCACGCGCCGGCACGUGCAGCCUCUGUUCGCGUACUUCGACCUGGCGCGCGUGAGCCUUGCGCCCGUGCUUCCGCUGCAGCGGUUCGCGCAGGAGAGCGCGCUGUGGGGGGAGCGGAACCAGGGAGGGGCGGGGGGUGAGCAAGGAGAACGGAUGGAGAAUGGGGAGAAUCGGGAGGAUGGGGAGUGGGCGCAACAGGGGGAGGGAGGAUGGCAGGUGAAGGGUCAGGCGGAACGGUUAACUGCUGCAAUAGCUCCGGAAUCGGCAAGCCUGGAGGACCUGCUUCGGCUAUCCGAGCCUGUGCUGCUGGUUCGGCAAGCAGCCACGGGAUUCGCGGACUGCGAAGACCCCAGGAACGGCGGCCUGGUGUCUUCUGAUUGGUCGGCCAUAGAGUACCGGCAGGAGCUGUGGGCGGUAGUGUGGCAGAUUAUAGCGAGUAUGGACGGAGGGGACUAUGAUGCUGUGCAUAAGCUCCCCCGACUCAUCCCCCCCGGGCAGUCGGUGUACAUCGCGAGUGACGAGGCCCCGUCCUUGUUUUACCAUCUCGUGUAUACCCUUAUGCACCACUCUGCCUUGUUCCCUCCACUUGCUCCCCCUUCGCUUGCCCUCCCUCAGCCUGGCAAGAAGCUCCCCCAACUCAUCCCCCUGGGCAGUCGCCUAGCACAGAAGCUCCCCCAACUCAUCCCCCCCGGGAGGUCGGUGUUUAUUGCGAGUGACGAGGCCCCCUCCUUCUUUGAUCCGCUGCGAGCAAGUCCAGGCGGGCAAAGGAACGAAGGGGGUGGAGGAAGGGAAAGAGAGCGAGGGGAGCACCAGAGCGGUGGGGGCCAAGAGGUGCAAGUGGGAGACGAGGGGCACGGGGGGGACGGGGGGCAAGGGGGGGACGGGGGGCAAGGGGGACAAGAGGGCGGAGGGAAGGGAGAGGGCGGAGGGAAGGGAGGGGGUGGAGGGGGCGGAAGGGGGCUGUACCGAGUGCACAUGCUGGGGGAUUAUGCGCACCUGUGGGGGGAAGGCAGCGACUGGUGGAGGGCGCAACUGGCCCUCAUGAAGGGGCAGGGGGAGGUGGGAUUUGAUUCGUACAUGGAGGUGAGUUCCGAGGCCUCGACACUCAAAGAGUGGGGUGGGGGGGGGGGGGUGGCAUUUGAUUCUUACAUGGAGGGGCAGGGGGAGGUGGCAUUUGAUUUUUCCAUGGAGAUGAGGGCAUGGUGGGUUGUGAGAGUGAGGCAAAUAUGUGCAUGCAUGGGUGUUGACAAGAGCAGCUUUGAUGAGAGUGCUCUUAUGCUGUGGCAUGGAGGGCCAGGGGAGGUGGCAUUCAUGCUCACAUGGAGGUGA